Molecule: messenger RNA, 1523 nt
Organism: Aspergillus alliaceus
Lineage: Eukaryota; Fungi; Ascomycota; Eurotiomycetes; Eurotiales; Aspergillaceae
Product: gluconeogenesis factor YvcK family protein
Exons: 2
Coding region: 1-1521 (506 amino acids)
Molecular function (GO): LPPG:FO 2-phospho-L-lactate transferase activity
Source: RefSeq, a predicted model, not a curated record
AUGUCGACUACCUCCACCCCGAACAGGGGGAUUGUAGUCUUUUCGGGAGGAAGUGCUGCCAAUAACCUGGUAGAUGUAUUUAGCUCCGUUCGGGACAGCAAGAGCUGUCCGCUGAGCUAUAUCAUCCCUAUCAGUGACAAUGGAGGCUCCUCAUCUGAGUUGAUCCGGAUCUUUGGGGGCCCUGGAAUUGGCGAUGUGAGAAGUAGACUAGUUCGUCUGAUCCCGGACUCACCUCCAAAUUCUGAACUAGGUGCUAUAAAGACAUUGUUCAAUCAUCGACUGCCGGCAGACACUGCCGCGGCGCACGCAGAAUGGCUCUCCAUCGUAGAUGGCACGUCUGCGAUCUGGCAAGCCAUCACGCCUGCCAAGAGAGAACUCAUCCGUUCCUUCUUCAACCUCCUAAACUUGGAGAUACUGAAGCGUGCACGUCCGCCAUCAUCCACCUUCGACUUCACAUCCGCCAGCGUAGGCAACCUAUUCCUCACCGGCGCCCGACUAUUCAGCGGCAGUUUCGAAAGCGCCAUCUACCUCCUGGGCAGCAUCUGCGGCGUACCGUCAGACACCGUCCGGGUAAUCCCAGCCAUCAACUCCAACUUUUCCCACCACAUCUCCGCCUCCCUAGCCAACGGCACCGUGAUCGUCGGCCAAAACAGCAUCUCCCACCCCAGCGAAGUAACCGCCCUCCAACCACGCCCAGGCUCCAGACGCCCCAGCCUCCUUCUAGCCGACGGAGCCUCCGAAUCUGAAGACCCAGACACCCCAGACCCAGUGUUCUACGAAGAUGACCACCCCCCAGGCUCCCUCCCCACCCUCCGCAACAAAAACAUCCAAUUCUCAAAAACAGAAAACGAGGAUCUCCCCUCCCGCAUCACCCGUAUCUGGUACAUAAACCCCUAUGGCCAAGAGAUCCGCCCACCCGCCAAUCCCCGCGUCCUCGAAGCCCUCCGCGACUCCCAAGCCAUCAUCUACAGCAUCGGCUCCCUCUACACAUCGCUCAUCCCAUCCCUGAUCCUCCGCGGCGUCGGACAAGCAAUCGUGAUGAGCCCCGCUCGACAAAAGAUCCUCAUCCUCAAUGGAUCCCUGGAUCGCGAAACAGGCCCACCUUCUGAGCCAUUCACGGCAGUCGAUUUCGUCGAGGCCAUCACACGCGCUGGCGAAGAGAGUCGUGGUCGAAUGCAUCUGACGAUCCCUACUUUGGAUGGGGACGGCCGGUCUGCAAUGGAUCUUCCAUAUACGUCUUAUGUGACGCAUAUCCUUCAUCUUGAGGGACCUGGGACGCCCCAUGUUGAUCGGUAUCGUCUCGCGGAGAUGGGGAUUGAGACGCUUCGUCUGUAUGGGCGAAAGAUCGUUACUACAGGUGUGGAUGGUAUUGAGAUGCCUUUUGGGAUGAAAUAUGAUUCUACGGCUUUGAUCCAGGCUCUGGAGGUGGUCCUUGGUAAAAAGGGCGAUGCGAUGCUCCGAGGUGGAGAGAAAAAUGGCCUCAGUCGAAGGAAUACGUUGGAUCCUGGGAGGAAGAGGUGAAU